Procambarus clarkii (red swamp crayfish) is the source of this 396-nucleotide messenger RNA. The record is from RefSeq and is a predicted model, not a curated record. Lineage: Eukaryota; Metazoa; Arthropoda; Malacostraca; Decapoda; Cambaridae.
AUGAACAUUGAGUCCCCCAAUGAUAUUGAGUCCCUCAUUGAGUCCCUCAUUGAGUCCCCCAAUGAUAUUGAGUCCCUCAUUGAGUCCCUCAUUGAGUCCCCCAAUGAUAUUGAGUCCCUCAUUGAGUCCCUCAUUGAGCCCCCCAAUGAUAUUGAGUCCCUCAUUGAGUCCCUCAUUGAGUCCCCCAAUGAUAUUGAGUCCCUCAUUGAGUCCCUCAUUGAGUCCCCCAAUGAUAUUGAGUCCCUCAUUGAGUCCCCCCCAAUGAUAUUGAGUCCCUCAUUGAGUCCCCCAAUGAUAUUGAGUCCCUCAUUGAGUCCCCCAAUGAUAUUGAGUCCCUCAUUGAGUCCCUCAUUGAGUCCCCCAAUGAUAUUGAGUCCCUCAUUGAGUCCCCAAUGA